CCUCAGUGCGCUCUGACGCUGCUGCAUGUAAAAUUAGCUGGCUGCAGCCUUUCAGGGACACCACUUGCAGUCCGCUGGAGCCCACAGCGCAAUAAAUAUGGCCUCAGAGCUAUCCACGUCCAUAAACAUCAAAGAGCCCCGGUGGGACCAGAGCACAUUCAUUGGUCGGGCCAAACAUUUCUUCACUGUCACAGACCCCAGGAACAUCCUACUCACCAACGACCAACUAGCUAAUGCACACAAAGUCAUCACUGACUACAGACAGGGUAUAGUGUCCCCAGGUCUGACUGAGGAUGAACUGUGGAGGGCCAAGUAUGUUUUUGACUCAGCUUUCCAUCCCGACACCGGGGAGAAGAUGAUCCUGAUCGGACGCAUGUCAGCACAGGUUCCAAUGAACAUGACCAUCACUGGGUGCAUGAUGACGUUUUACAAGACAACUCCAGCUGUGUUGCUCUGGCAGUGGAUCAAUCAGUCUUUCAACGCAAUAGUCAACUACACCAACCGGAGCGGCGAUGCUCCGAUCACAGUCAGUCAGCUUGGCACAGCGUAUGUGUCUGCCACCACAGGGGCAGUUGCCACCGCUUUAGGACUAAAUGCACUAACAAAGCACAUCUCCCCUCUUAUUGGACGAUUCGUUCCAUUCGCUGCUGUAGCUGCUGCUAACUGUAUCAACAUCCCCCUGAUGAGACAAAGAGAACUUAAACACGGCAUCCCAGUAACAGAUGAGAACGACAACAGGUUAGGAGAGUCGACAAACGCCGCACAGCAGGCUAUCUCUCAGGUUGUGGUCUCCAGAAUCCUCAUGGCUUCUCCAGGAAUGGCUAUCCCCCCAUUCUUAAUGAACCACUUGGAGAAGAAGGCCUUUCUGAAGAAGUUCCCAUGGAUGAGUGCACCUAUUCAAGUCGGCCUGGUGGGAUUCUGCCUGGUGUUUGCCACCCCGCUGUGCUGUGCAUUGUUCCCUCAGAAGAGCUCUAUAUCAGUCAGCCGCUUGGAGCCGGAGCUGCAGGAGAAGAUCAGAGCCAACCACCCUGAAGUGGAGAGAGUCUACUUCAACAAAGGGCUAUGAGUGUGAGGCCCCCUUCAUCCAAACACUGCCAUAACACAGCUGCAGGCUCAGUCCUCUCUCUCUCUGCCAGCCCUCCUCAUUCAAUGUGCCAAAGUUAAGUUUGUGUCUCCUCAUUUUUCACUGUUCAGAUGGAUAUUUGAGGACCUCCCUCUCUCACUCACUCUGUUCUGUAAUGAGAUGUUUGCUUUUGUCAAUGUGAUUAUUGAUUUUAUUGUAACUGCUCGAGAUGAUGUUCUCUGACUGGGCCAGAGGAAAAGUAAUGUUGAUCAUGAUACAGUUUAGGGGCCCCACGUUAGGUUGUUUCAAGUGGACUUUUUUUCAGUGCAGUAUUUUUUAUGUUGAUGACUUGUUGGUUGCAGGGCGCUGCCAAACCAUUUGCAUACUCACUAUGUUAGGUUGGCUGACAGGUUAUUUCCCAGAUAGGUUUUACUGAUUAUAAUCAGCAUUGAUUAGUCAAAGACUUCUGCAGCUCAUGCAUUUGCCAAAUCUGUACUAACUACUGAGUUUAUAACAACCUCCUACAUGUGACAGUGUUAUUUUAAUGAGAAGCAUUCACUUAAACUUACUUUGAUUGAAUUUAGUUUGCCAAAUAAGGGACAUUCAGCCAGCCUUGAAGCCUCGCCGUGUAUAAUCAUAAACCUGGAAUAUUCUCAAGGGAUCCACCCUAUAAAAUGUGAUGCUUGGUGUUGGCAGCCAUUGAUGGGCCAACACGGUGCUAUUGAUGUCUUAAUAUCAGUGUUAAACAUAUUUAUUCUGCCUGCCAAACAUGCAUGAACAAACCACUCCUUCUAUGGAGCGCAUAACAAAAUUUAACCUAUCAUUUACAAACUAAUUCACUGCAUAUUUAAUCACACUUGGAGACAAAAUGAUGGGGAAAUUGUGUUAUUCAUGUUAAAACAUACUGGUUCUGAUUUGCCUAAUCUGGAAAAAAAAAUUUGCUCAGAGUAUUUGGAAUGUGCAAAAUUCAACAAGUCAGCCAUGCCUUACACAGACUUUACCUUCUGUACCUGAAUGCAGCAUCUCAAGAGGUUUAUUUCCGAGAAGCCAUUUAAUCAUGGUUGUUUAUACAGUAUUAUUAUUGCACAUUAAUAUGCAUUUUAAGACUGUUCAAUAUGAAGUUCAGUAUUGAGGAAAGCAAGGAGGAUAUACAGACGGAUCUGACUGACAAACAUUACUUUCAGUUUUGACUUUUACUGUUUUAAAACACCUCUUCUGUGAAUCCUUCAAAAAGAGCACAUUUGUAUUUACUACAACACAAUACAUAGUACUGUCACCUCAGCCAGUGAACUUAGAGAAGAUAACAACUUAAAGUAUAGUUAACAUCGUCCUGAUCAGUGUUAUGAUUAGCUGUUAAAGUGAAGCACAAUUACACUUUGGUUAUUACCUGCAGUUGCAUCACAGCUCUCUCCUGUCGAGCCGAUAGAGCAGGUGUAGCCUGAUGUUGUAACUUUUAGUCUGUCCCUCCCCAUGCAGUAUUCUCUACUUAGAUAACAAUGUGCGUCUGAUAUGUUGGUCGUACUCAGCUGGUGUAAACUGUGGACUUGAAACCUGAUGGCUAAUCCAAAAGGCUGCAUGUUGAUCUUCUGGUGUGUAUUUUAUUGUGUGAUAAUUCAUAUGAGAGAUAUGGUACAGCAAUGUGCAUGAUUUAUUAUUUGACAUUUUAAAAAUCAGGGAUAACAGAGGAAAAGAUGGACUCAAAGAUACAAAGAUCCAUAAAAUGUAAAAUUAAGUCUUUGACCAACUUUUCCUUCGUUGGAAUUUUAAAAAGUGAUUUAUAGAAUUCAGUGUUUUAAAAUUGUUUGAUCCGAUUAAUGCAAAUGUUUUCAUUUCAGAUUUAGAGACCUCAUUAAUGCUUGUGAACACUGUUUUGUUUUCAUUGCAUCUUUUGCUCAUCAUGGUGUGUAAUGUCUGUGUUAAAUGUUUAAUAUACUGUAAAUCUAUUUGCAUAUGUUGCUGUAAAAGUAGAGUUGGAGUUGGAGCUGUUCCCCAGCUGGUUUGAAGUGAGUAUGUUAUUCUAGUGGUAAGGUAAAAUGAAUGUAGCAUUUACAGUCACAGCUGUUUGCAGUGUUUUUAGUCCACAAAAGCACAAUGUUGUAACAGAUUUUAAAUGCUGCACAUUUUUACAACUUAUUGAACCUUGUUCAGUUUCCUGAUCGCAAUACUUGAUCAUAUUACAGCAAGAAAAAAGGAAUAUUAAAUGUUUCCUUUGAUGGACAUAUCUCUGAGUAUUAUCCCCAAACUAAUGAGAACUAAUUCAUUUGUAUGUGCUUAAAAUUGUUAAUUAACUCCCUAAUAAAUAACAUCUUCACAAGCUUCAAUCUACCAAAUCAAAUGAAGUGUCAUCACAGCCAAAGCGAUACGAGGCGACUCAAGGGGAAGAAGUCAUUCACACUUUGCAUCAAUUAAAUGAGUAUUUUUUAAAGAGAAUAUUAUGGUAAAAAAUGGUAUUUGAUUGUUUUGCAGUACAUUGGGGUGAUUUGAUGUUUAAACGAACUGGAUGAAAUAAAUUGGUGAAACUUG
Notolabrus celidotus (New Zealand spotty) is the source of this 3586-nucleotide messenger RNA. Its product is annotated as sideroflexin-1-like. The record is from RefSeq and is a predicted model, not a curated record. Gene Ontology annotation, biological process: monoatomic ion transport; serine import into mitochondrion. Gene Ontology annotation, cellular component: mitochondrial inner membrane. NCBI's taxonomy places the organism in Eukaryota, Metazoa, Chordata, Actinopteri, Labriformes, Labridae. Gene Ontology annotation, molecular function: monoatomic ion transmembrane transporter activity.